AGUUCAGCGGGUAAUUGUGCAAAUUGCCGAAUUAACUUUACAUGUUGCUUCUGCUUCCUUUUCUUGGGUAAGAUGACGAAGCGGAAACCAAAGUCAGUGAAGAGUUGAGAGCAAAGAAGAGGAAAGAAAGCCAUGGACCUACUUGCAUUUAACAAUCAAACCUAUUUUCAUUUUCCAAUUUCUAAGAUUAUUCCGCCUCGGAGGCAGAGGCAAUGUAGUGCGAAUGACUUGGUUCUUCUAUCUCAAUUUUCUAAAGAAGAAUGCUUCUCUUCUAACAUGAGGUGGAAAGGGCAACCUGUUCAUGAAAGGACAAAAAUUAAACAACUUCAUGCUCUUAGAGUUAUAUCUUCAGGUUUGGAAGAUUCUCAAGCUUCUUCUUCCCAGUUUGAGGAAUUUUCUGUAACGCCGUGUAAAACUAACAAAGCUAAUGAAUUGAAGAUAAGCAUGGUUGUUGAAGGCAAAAGAACUCAAGCAAUUUUUGAUGAUGUGUUUUCUUCGAUGGUUGCUGAUGCUCAGCCAAUUCCAGGGUUUCGAAGAGUCAAAGGAGGAAAGACACCAAAUAUACCCAAAAACAUUCUUUUGGAAAUUCUUGGGCCAGCAAAAGUUUACAACCAAGUCAUUAAAAGAAUAAUAAGCUCUACCAUCUCUGAUUAUGUGCAGAAGGAAGGUUUGUCAGUUGGUAAAGAUUUGCGAGUGCAACAAAGUUUUGAAGAUCUUGAAGCAACAUUUGAACCUGGUGAUCAGUUCAAAUUUGAGGCCAUCCUUCAGUGUCAAGAUUGAAGUUUUACAAAUAAGCUUUUUGGUAUUUUAUUGUUGUUUAGAACUUAGCUUAGCUUAGUUAUGGCAUAGUGUUUUGUAAAGCAUGAUGUUAAAAUUUUUUGCUUCCCAGUUCUAUUUGGAAGUAUGAUUGUGGGAGAUAUAGUUCAUAUUUGAUUCAACUUCUAAUUGUACAUUAUCCCACCGGGUUGCCCAAUUACAGUUUGUCAUUCCAAAGUUUCAAGAGGGUGAGACAUAUUUC
Molecule: messenger RNA, 1018 nt
Organism: Coffea arabica (coffee)
Lineage: Eukaryota; Viridiplantae; Streptophyta; Magnoliopsida; Gentianales; Rubiaceae
Biological process (GO): protein unfolding; protein transport; 'de novo' cotranslational protein folding
Molecular function (GO): protein folding chaperone; peptidyl-prolyl cis-trans isomerase activity; ribosome binding
Source: RefSeq, a predicted model, not a curated record